This is a messenger RNA of Racocetra persica, 426 nucleotides long. The record is from the annotation of a GenBank genome assembly. Lineage: Eukaryota; Fungi; Glomeromycota; Glomeromycetes; Diversisporales; Gigasporaceae.
AUGAGAUGGCGGAUCGUAGUAAAGAAGUUGUUUGGUGGCCUUUUACACAACAUCAUAAGGUUGAUAAAGUUAACGUCAUUGACUCUGCUUACAAUGAUUUUAUGGUUAUUUAUGAUCAGAAUCAAUGUGAUCAAAAUUAUCAAGCGAAAAAAAAUAACGGUGUUAUGAAAGAAAUGUUUGAUGGCUCAUCGAGCUGGUGGACACAAGGUCUAGGGCAUGGUUCAUCGAAAUUAUCAUUAUCAGCUUCAUAUGCAGCUGGAAGAUACGGUCAUGUUCUUUUUCCUGAAUGCAUUCAUGAACCAUCUCUCUCACUUUCUCAAACUUUAUUGAAAACAGUAGGAAAUAAUUGGGCUAGUCGUGUAUUUUUUUCAGAUAAUGGUAGUACAGCUGUGGAAGUUGCAUUAAAAAUGGCUUUACAAUCUACUU